AUGAAAGAUGAGAUCGAUGUGCUCAAUAACCUUGGCGUGUUACAGAACCAAAAGAUAAAUGUCAUCCCAAUUAUUAAAAAGAUUUCUGCAUCACUUACCGGAUUAUCUAAUACCACCUAUCUGAUGCCCGAACCAAUCAGAAUACCAGACAUGAUGCUAAUGUUUUUUCCAGCUCUCAAAGUAUUUUUGGAUGUAAUUAACUGUUUCUCGAUUCAUCAACUUAAGAUGAUGCUAAAGCUGUUUAAUGACUCCCCUCACAAACAACGGGAUAUCUUCAAAAUCAUCAAGAAGAUCCGAUCUCCUGAAAGGCCCAAGCAAAAGAAUUUUCAGGAAAGAUGUUAG
Molecule: messenger RNA, 342 nt
Organism: Saccharomycopsis crataegensis
Lineage: Eukaryota; Fungi; Ascomycota; Saccharomycetes; Ascoideales; Saccharomycopsidaceae
Exons: 1
Coding region: 1-342 (113 amino acids)
Source: RefSeq, a predicted model, not a curated record